AAUGAUGAGAGUAAGCUCCCAGUUUGGACCCUGUUAGUGUAUAUAGCACAACAGACGGGUCUGUUUCAUACACAUCAACCUUCACCAACUUCAUAUAACUCUUGGAGAAGUCCAUGAGAACCGUCUUACUUCACACGUUACUAACCAUUGCAACCAUUACUACUAGUAUAGGUUCAUGCAAUGGAAACCUGGGUGUGCCUUGUAUAGAAAGCGAAAAACAGGCGCUUCUCAUUUUCAAGCAAGAUCUUAAAGAUCCUUCAAAUCGGCUUUCAUCAUGGGUUGCUCAAGAAGAUUCCAACUGCUGCAAUUGGGCUGGAGUUGUCUGUCAUUACUCCACCGGCCACAUCUAUGAGCUACAUCUUGACAACCCGGUGGCUUCCAUCUCUUCCUUGGGUGGUAAGAUAAAUCCUUCCCUGCUCAAUUUAACGCAUCUUACCUACUUGAACCUAAGUAACAAUAACUUUCAAGGGACAAAGAUUCCUGGCUUCUUUGGUUCUCUUAAGAGUUUAACUCACCUUGACCUCUCAGAAGCAAGCUUCGGAGGAAUGGUUCCCCAUCAACUGGGAAAUCUUUCCAGUCUAAGCCAUCUCUUUCUUGGUGGCGACGGCCUGAAAGUUGAGAACCUCCGAUGGAUUUCUGGUCUUUCUCGGUUGGAACACCUGGACAUGAGUGGUGUUAAUCUUAGCAAAGCAUCUGAUCAUUGGCUGCUAGUGACAAACAUGCUCCCCUCCUUGGUAGAAUUACGCAUGGUCUAUUGUCAACUUCAUAGCAUUCCACUUCUACCUAUCGUCAAUUUUACUUCACUUGCCAUCCUUGAUCUUUCUCGGAACGAAUUUAGUUCUUUCAUUCCCGGGUGGGUUUUCAGUCUUAGAAAUCUAGUUUCUCUUUAUCUGGUGGGUUGUGGCUUCCAAGGUCCGAUUCCGAACAGUCCACACAAUAUCACGUCUCUCAGGGAAAUUGAUCUCUCCAGGAAUUUUCUUAAUCUUACGAUACCCGAGUGGUUGUUUCACUACAAACACCUCACUCUUUUGGACCUGGGUUACAAUUACCUUGAAGGGCCACUGCCAGAUGGUAUGAUGAAUAUGACUGGUCUUAAAGUUCUUAAUCUCAAAGUGAACCAAUUCAAUUCAACCAUACCUGAGUGGUUGUAUAGUUUUAACCAUCUUGAGUCCUUAAUUCUUUCUUUCAAUAACUUUCGGGGUGAAAUUUCAAGUUCCAUUGGAAAAUUGACAUCCAUCAUCAACCUAGAGUUGAAGCAUAAUCUGUUGGUAGGAAAAAUGCCAAAGUCAUUGGGAAAUCUUUGUAAAUUGAUGGUUCUUGAUCUUUCAUGGAACCGAUUCACGGUUGGAAGGUUAACAGAAAUCUUUGAAGCUUUGUCUGUGUGUGGUUCAAAUAGAAUACGCGUCCUUUAUCUUUCUCAUAAUUCAUUAUCCGGUCCCAUUCCUGUGUCCCUGGGAAAUCUGUCAUGCUUAGUAACAUUAGACAUCUCUCAAAAUCAGUUCAAUGGAACUCUUCCAGAAAGCAUUGGUCAACUCAAAAUGCUAAAGUCUUUGAAUAUAUCCCAUAAUUCAUUGGAAGGUUUAGUCUCUGAAGUUCAUUUUACUUGUCUUACAACAUUGUCAAGCUUCCUUGGAAACGGAAAUUCAUUGAUGCUCAAUACUAGUCGAGAUUGGACUCCUCCUUUUCAACUUCACGACUUAGGAUUAGAUUCCUGGCAUAUAGGUCCUGAAUUUCCUAUGUGGAUUCAGCGACAAGUCCAGUUACAGAAUCUAAGCUUAUCUAGUACAGGACUUUCGGGUCCCAUUCCCAAUUGGGUUUGGAACUCAUCUUUAGUUUUUCUUGAUCUCUCUCGCAAUCAAUUGCAUGGAGAGAUCCAAUGUUUAGUUGCUUCCCAGUUGUCGAUAAUUGACUUGAGUUCUAACCAGUUCAACGGUUCAUUACCUCUUAUUUCUUCCAAUGUACGUACACUAGAUCUUUCCAAUUCAUCAUUUUCUGGAUCUGUCACCAGCUUCUUUUGUGAUACAAGAAAUGGGCCAAAACAACUUGAAGUUCUUCAUCUCGCGAACAAUCAUCUCGUUGGAAGAAUUCCUGAUUGUUGGAUGAAUUGGAAAAGCCUGAAAAUUGUGAAUUUAGAAGACAACAAGUUGACUGGGAAUAUUCCAAGCUCCAUGGGAUACUUGCUAGACCUCCGAUCACUCCACCUGCGCAAUAAUCAGCUAUCUGGGGAAUUACCUCUAUCAUUGCAGAACUGUACUAAAUUGCUGGUUGUUGACCUUGGUCUGAAUAAGUUUGGAGGAAGCUUACCAACAUGGAUGGGAAAAAGCUUUCCAGACUUGAUGGUUCUUAACCUUCGUUCAAAUAAGCUUCAGGGAGACAUUCCGUAUGAACUAUGUGAUCUCGCAAAUCUCCGAAUCUUGGACAUUGCAAAUAACAAUCUCUCGGGAACAAUACCAAGAUGCUUCAACCGUUUUCUUGCCAUGAGCACCAUGACAGAAGCUAAUCUUACUUGGUUAAAAGAUUUGUUUGGUAUUGAUCCGUCGGAACUGACUAAUAAUGCGGUCAUGGUGACAAAAGGGAGAGAAGUGCAAUACAGCAAGAUUCUUACACUUGUGAAAAGCAUGGACAUAUCAGCCAACAUUAUAUCUGGGGAGAUUCCCGAGGAACUGACCAGCCUCAUUGCCUUGCAAACAUUGAACUUAUCAAACAAUCUUUUGACCGGAAGAAUCCCUUCAAAGAUUGGUGUCACUAAGCUGGGUCAGUUAGAAUCUCUUGAUUUGUCGACGAAUCAUGUUCUUGGUGAAAUUCCUGCAAGCAUGACCAAAAUGACAUUUCUGAGUCGCUUGAACUUGUCAUACAACAAUUUGACGGGACGGAUUCCAGAAAGCACUCAACUUCAGAGCCUUGAUCAAUCCAGCUUUGUUGGCAAUGAACUUUGUGGUCCUCCACUCAUCAAGAAUUGCAGUGCAAGGAAGGUGACACCACCAACAGUUGAGCAACAGAGAGGAUAUGAUUUACUUGACGACAAGUGGUUCUACCUGAGCUUGGGAUUGGGAUUCGCGGUUGGUUUUUGGAGUAUACUUGGCUCCUUGCUCAUUAACAUGCCAUGGAGCUUUGCUUUUUCGCAAUUCCUCGAUAGCAUUGUGCUUAAAAUUUAUGCUUUAAUUGUUGAGUAUGUUUAG
Rosa chinensis is the source of this 3179-nucleotide messenger RNA. Its product is annotated as receptor-like protein EIX1. Lineage: Eukaryota; Viridiplantae; Streptophyta; Magnoliopsida; Rosales; Rosaceae. The record is from RefSeq and is a predicted model, not a curated record. Gene Ontology annotation, molecular function: protein binding.